Molecule: messenger RNA, 2166 nt
Organism: Trifolium pratense (red clover)
Lineage: Eukaryota; Viridiplantae; Streptophyta; Magnoliopsida; Fabales; Fabaceae
Exons: 1
Coding region: 594-1550 (318 amino acids)
Source: RefSeq, a predicted model, not a curated record
AAAUAAUUUAUCGUCCAUUUAAAUUUUACAAAACUCUCAUUGAGUUAAUUUCGGCGUUUACAUAUGCAAAUAAUCUGAUUUAAAGAAAUAAAAAUAAAUGAGAGAUACUGAAUAAAGAAAUGUAUAAUAAAUAUAUAAAAAUAGUUGUUCUUUCACUCACUUUCACUCACUGCCAGAUUGGAAAAUAAAUGUUUUUAAUUCCAAUUAAUAAUGCUUCCAAAAUCACCUCUGGCACCAUCUAUCAUUCAUUCAUUCAUCCACCUUGUGACUAAGAUCUCUCACCCUCUCACUCUCUUCACAAGUACUUUUUAAAUUAAAUUUCCUAACAAAUCUAUUUUCUCUCAUUUUCCACUUCUCAUCUCUACAAAAUUGCCCUAUUCAACUCUAACCUCCUUUAUAAUCUGAGUAGCGACAUCAAGGUUUUUGAUGUGAUAUCGAUCACAUUUGAUUGCGAUUCUCUAUAAUAUUUUUAUCAGAACUUUUUCAAUUAGGCUGCUUUUGCAACCUAAGUCGCGACAUCAAAGUUUUUUAUAUCUCCGUUUUUAUUGCAUCCGCAAUAAAAAUAUUGAUCGCCUACAAUAUCAAAAAUCACAAUGAUGCAAGACUCGAUCAGUAUACCUUCUUGCUUUUCAUCAGCUGAGAAGCUAAAUGAUGAUCACGUAGGCGGCGUGGGCGUGGCUCGUUCGGGGCAAAGUGUUUACAUGUCAGUAUACCGAACAAAAGUAGCCGAUCAUUGUCGUUUGAUAACAAUCACAUGGUGCAAAAAUCUGUUACUUCAUGGGCUAUCAAUAUCAUUAGAAGGUCCAGAAGGAGAAGCUCAAUAUACCUGCAAGAUUGAACUAAAACCAUGGUAUUUUUGGAGAAAACAAGGAUCAAAGAAGUUUCUAGUAGAUGGUAAUAAAGCAGUUGAUAUUUUCUGGGACCUUAAAGCUGCUAAAUUCAAUGGUGAAACAGAACCAACUUCAGAAUACUAUGUAGCUGUUGUUUGUGAUGAAGAGGUUGUUCUUCUUCUUGGUGAUCUUAAAAAAGAUGCUUAUAGAAGAACAGGUUGUAGACCAGCACUUAUUGAUCCAAUAUUGGUUUCAAAAAAAGAACAUAUUUUUGGUAAGAAAAAAUUCUCAACAAGAGCUAAGUUUCAUGAGAAAGGUAAAUGGCAUGAGAUUUCAAUUGAAUGCAAGAAUAGAGGAAAUGGAAAUGGUGGUGAAUCUGUUGUUGUUGGAUCAGUUCAUGUUCAACCAGAAAUGGAGAUAAGAAUUGAUGGUCAUUUGGUGAUUCAUGUGAAACAUUUGCAAUGGAAAUUUAGAGGUAAUGAAUCAGUUCAUCUAAGUAAAAUGAGAAUUGAAGUUUAUUGGGAUGUUCAUGAUUGGUUAUUUAGUCCUGGUUUAAAACAUGCUUUGUUUAUUUUUAAACCAAUUUUGUCAUCUACUAUUUCUUCUUGUUCAUCUUCUCCUUUAUCAAUUCAAGCUAGGAGUGUUGAAUCAGUUGAAGGAUUUAGUGUUAGUGGUUCAUCUGAGUUUUGUUUGUUUCUUUAUGCUUGGAAGGUUGAAUGAAAAAAAAGGGUCACAUCAAUUAGUAUUUUUUUCCUUUCUUUCUUAAUAAAAAAAAAAGUUUAAGUGCGCGCGUUGGAUCCUGAUGGUUCACUAAAGUCAUAAUAGACCUCAAAAUUACGGAUGUAGUAGUUACCUGAUAGUUCACUAAAAUCAGGAAAGACCUAAAAAGUUACAGAUUAUCUAUCAACGAGGUCCUUAUCAGGUAGUACUCAAUAGUCCUAAUCAAAUCCGGCAAAAUAAGGUUGGAAAAUGAAAUGGGUGACCAAAUUAUGGAAAAAUAAUGGAAUGGUGAGUGAGGAUGCAUAUUGAAAGAUGAUGACAAAUGAAAACUGAAAAAAGGCAAGUGGGGCCAAAAUGGGUUUGGGAGUUAGUUACAGCUGGUAUUGAGCAAAGAUAUACAUAAUUGCAAAACAAGAUAGAAUGUGUCACAUGCUUAAUAAUUCUCCAUAUAGAGCUAUCUACAUCUACACCAAGAAUUUGCACAAAUUGGAAAUGUUCUUUGUUGAUCUAAUCUUGGUAAUUGAACUAUAAAUAUAUAUGUUGGUAUAAAUUGGAGUAUUUUUGUAAAUAAGAAUGCAAUAAUCUAUGUAUGUGAAUCUCACGGAUAUUCAUAUUG